AUGAUGAUGAGUCGAUGCGACGCCGAGGAAGAUCCAUCACAAACGAAGAAACGGAAGCUGUGUCCGAGUAGUGGGCUGCCGGAAGAGAUGGUUCUAAGUUGCUUGGCCCGCGUUUCGAGAUCGGAACAAGCUUCCUUAUCUCUCGUAUCCAAGCGGCACCGAUCUCUAUUGACGACCCCUGAGUUGUACAAAUUCCGAACCCUUUUGGGAUGCACAGAAAACCUCAUUCAUCUAUGCUUACACAUCCCUCCAGAUCCAAACCCACGCUGGUUCACCCUCUCCCUAAAACCCCUUGAUCGGCGGCUGGUCCCAGUGCGGUCUUACUUCUACCAGCCUCUGGACGCAGCUUCCAUGGUGGCCCAUGGUUGCGGGAUCUACGUCAUGGGUGGAAGGAUAGGCGGAAGAGCCUCGUCCAGUGUCAUGUUCCUGGAUUGUCGAUUUCACACGUGGAGCACUCUCCCCUCCAUGGGGGUGCCUCGAUAUUCAGCUGCGUCUGGUGUGGUGGACGGGAAGAUAUACAUACUUGGAGGGUGUGAUGACCGUGACUCCAGCAGGUGGGGAGAGGUUUUCGACCCAAAGAAGCAGACUUGGGAUGCCCUGCCGAUUCCCCCGCCUAAUUGUAGUCGUCCCUCAAUGUGGGAAAGCAUAGUGAUAAAAGAGGACAAGGAAAAGUUGGUUGGGGCAUGUGUAUCCUACAUACCAAGUGAAAGCAAAUGGAAAAAAGGGAAUAAGAAAACCUCCCAAGUUUAUAAGGGUUGGCACGUGAUAGAUAAUAUCGUGUACUGCAGUGCCUUAGGUGGGCGGAUAUUGUGGUGUGAGGCACAUGAAUGGGAGAGGCCCGUAACCACCCAUGUGAUGGAGUGGAGAGAGGUGAUGGGCUUGGAGUCUCUCAGGGAAACUCUCGCUGCCUCCAAGCUUGGGGGAUCUCUGGGAGUCCAACAAACCGCUGAUGCUAGCUGCAGGAUUUGA
Brassica napus (rape) is the source of this 969-nucleotide messenger RNA. Its product is annotated as F-box/kelch-repeat protein At4g39560-like. The coding region runs from base 1 to 969 and encodes 322 amino acids. The record is from RefSeq and is a predicted model, not a curated record. The transcript has a single exon. NCBI's taxonomy places the organism in Eukaryota, Viridiplantae, Streptophyta, Magnoliopsida, Brassicales, Brassicaceae. Gene Ontology annotation, molecular function: protein binding.